AUGAUCCUGAACAGAUCGACCUGGGUUUCCAUCAUCUUCUGCCUUGGAGCCUCCCAGCACCUGAAAGGACAUAGCUGGGACCAGGCAACUGCUGGUCCCAUUUUCCAAAAUGAGCCAUUUGUUGUAGUAUGGAACUUGCCCACAGCAAGAUGUGAAGAGCGCUUUGGGAUUUCUCUACCUCUUGGAGAUUAUGGCAUUGUUGAGAACAAAGGCAAUGCAUUUCGUGGCCAGAACAUGACUAUCUUUUACAAAAACAAGUUUGGACUCUAUCCCUAUAUCUCCCCCGAGGGGGAGUGGUAUAAUGGUGGAAUACCUCAGAAAGCAGAUCUGAAGGAGCACCUAGAGAGGGCCUCAAAAGAAAUUACAGAACUCUUGCACCAUGAUUUCCAAGGUCUGGCUGUGGUUGACUGGGAGGAGUGGCGGCCUCUCUGGAGGCGGAACUGGGGCCCCAAGAUUGUGUACAGGAAGGCCUCCGAACAAUGGGUGCAGGAACGAUUCCCAGAUCUGCCUGCUAAGGAACGAUCCUACUUGGCUGAGGAAGAGUUUGAACAGGCAGCGAAAACCUUCAUGGUUAGAACGUUGGCUGUGGGGAAGGAGCUGAGGCCACAAGGACUCUGGGGCUUCUACCGAUUCCCUGAUUGCUUCAAUGACAACUGGGAGAAAGAGAAGAACUACUCUGGCCGUUGCCACCCCAAGGAGGUUCAGUGGAACGAUCGACUCAGGUGGCUCUGGGAAGUUUCCUCAGUUCUCUUCCCCAGCAUCUAUCUCCCCCCAAAGCUCCCAUUAUCUAAACACCAGUGCUAUGUUCACUACCGCUUAAGAGAGGCAUUUCGUGUGGCACAAUUUGGCUUGAAGCCACCCCUGCCUGUCAUUGCAUAUUCCAGAGUCUCCUACAGACACUCCCCAAGGUACCUUGCAGAGACUGACCUGGUAUACACCACUGGAGAGAGUGCAGCACUUGGAGCUGCUGGAGUUGCACUCUGGGGCGACCUUUCCUAUUCCAAUUCACCUGAGAGCUGCAGGAGCCUCCGCCAUUACAUUGUGACCACACUGGGGCCGUAUAUAGUCAAUGUGACCACUGCAGCCCGCACAUGCAGCCACCAGCUGUGCCAUGGGAACGGACGUUGCGCGAGGCAGAACCCUGAUGAGCUGGGCGUUUUCCUCCACCUCAGUCUACAGCAGCGGGAAGGGGAAGCCGUUGCAACAGACUUUCUGGAUCAAGAUGUUUCUGCAUGGGAGAGCUUCCGGUGUCACUGCUACCCCAAAUGGACCGGUACCUGGUGUGAGAGACCGCAGUGGACAGAGCCUGUCAAAGGAGUGGAGUUCGAUCUAGCCUCACAGUAUCAUGAGAUCUAUGAUGCAGUUCAUGACAACAGUGUUGCUGUGAAGUCAAGUAUCUGUCCUCCCAGCAUUUAUGAUGAAAAGACAGAGCUUAAAUAA
Euleptes europaea (tarantolino) is the source of this 1440-nucleotide messenger RNA. It is a transcript of the gene HYAL3, whose product is annotated as hyaluronidase 3. Gene Ontology annotation, molecular function: hyalurononglucosaminidase activity. The record is from RefSeq and is a predicted model, not a curated record. Lineage: Eukaryota; Metazoa; Chordata; Lepidosauria; Squamata; Sphaerodactylidae. Gene Ontology annotation, biological process: hyaluronan catabolic process; carbohydrate metabolic process. Gene Ontology annotation, cellular component: acrosomal vesicle. The transcript is spliced from 3 exons. Bases 1 to 1440 code for a protein of 479 amino acids.